Tripterygium wilfordii is the source of this 1034-nucleotide messenger RNA. Its product is annotated as ethylene-responsive transcription factor ERF024-like. Gene Ontology annotation, biological process: regulation of DNA-templated transcription. Lineage: Eukaryota; Viridiplantae; Streptophyta; Magnoliopsida; Celastrales; Celastraceae. The transcript has a single exon. The coding region runs from base 87 to 686 and encodes 199 amino acids. The record is from RefSeq and is a predicted model, not a curated record. Gene Ontology annotation, molecular function: DNA binding; DNA-binding transcription factor activity.
UCUCUCCAACUUCAAUCCCAUCACCAAUCUUCCCGCCAUUCCUUUGAUUUCCAACAACAAUAAUAUAUUAAUCUUUCCAAAUCAUUAUGCAAUCCUCAAAAAGUACUAGUGCCAGCAGCAGUGGUGAUACUCGGGCUUCGGGGCGCCACCCAAUUUAUCGUGGAGUUAGGCGUAGAAGCAGUGGGAAAUGGGUGUCGGAAAUUCGGGAGCCGAGAAAGCCUACUAGAAUCUGGCUAGGCACAUUUCCAACCCCUGAGAUGGCGGCUGUUGCCUAUGACGUGGCGGCGCUUGCACUCAAAGGGCCGGGAGCUGAGCUUAAUAUGCCAAACGUGGCGCCUUCUUUGCCCAUCCCUGCCUCCACCUCUCCCCGCGAUAUACAGGCGGCCGCGGCCUCUGCUGCAGCGGCAAUUGGGGCGGCGAAAGAUGCUUUGGGAAUUCAGAGCGAUCAAAAUGAAGGGAAUGAAACAGUAGGAGUGCAACCUGAUCAUCAAAGGCCAAUAUAUAUGGAUGAUACGUUUGUUGAUGAGGAUCUGAUAUUUGAUAUGCCUAAUGUUCUCGUUAACAUGGCAGAAGGGAUGCUUCUUAGCCCGCCUCGCUUGGGGACUAAUUAUUAUGAUGAUGAUAUUGCGGCUUCUGGUGCUGAUGCUGAAAGCAGCGGAGAUCAGAAUCUCUGGAAAUUCCCAUGAUCCAAAACUAAACUAUAUAUAUAUAUAUAUAUAUCGAUCAAGAAUUAAUGACACCAAUGUCUGUAAACCUAAAUUAAUAUAAAAAAGUAAGAAGCAAUGAUCAAGAUAAUCUAUGCCUUCAGAAAUAAAAGUAUGUGUGAUCGAUCGAUAUUGUCCUGCAUUGAAGGCCUAAAUGCAGGAGUUCGAUCCAUUGGAGUGAUUUGUUUUAUCUUUUUAUUGUACAAGGGACCUUUCCUAUACGCGAUUUGCUGUUCACUUGUUUUGAGAUUUUAAUCUUUUGGAGUGAAAAUAUUUCUGAGCUUUUCAUGGGUUGAUUUCACCAGUAUAGUGACUUCUUCAUUCCUUCAA